Messenger RNA from Caenorhabditis angaria, 1300 nucleotides. The record is from the annotation of a GenBank genome assembly. NCBI's taxonomy places the organism in Eukaryota, Metazoa, Nematoda, Chromadorea, Rhabditida, Rhabditidae.
AUGUUACACUUAUUUGCAUACAUUUUGGCUGACAGACUUGACCGAGAACAUCUGUGAGUAGAAUAUUUUGAGAAAAAAUGUUUUUUCGAAAAAUUCGUUGCUAGAAAAUUUCAAUUGAAUGUCACUUACCGUAUUCAGAAAUUUCGUGCCAAAUAUUACACUUUGUUAAGAAAAUGCAAUGUUUCUCUUCAAGAAAAACUCAAAUUUCUCAUUAAAAAAUGUUUUGAUCAAGAUCAUUAUUUUUCAAAAGCCAUUCUGCAUUUUAAUUACAUUUCACUUUUUGAAAACAAUGCAACUUUAUUGAAAGUUUUACGAUUUUCAUUGAAAAAAUGUUUUUCAAAUUUUUUCGAAAAGUUCAUUCACCAUUUCCUAAUCAAUUAUGAAAAUAAGUGUUCCGGUGUUUGGUGAAAAAUAUUUUUCCAAAAAAUUUCAAAACUGGACUAUUUUUCAAUGGUUAUCAAAAAGAAAUCACACAUCAUUUUUUUAUAAAUGAAAUCAUGUUGUUGUGUUGAAAAAAUCUAUUUUUAUAAUCCAAACAAUUUCAAAUCCCAUUUUCAGACUUCUUCAAGAGCAACAACGUCAAGCCCAAAUGGUGAGUUCUUAGCUGCUCAAAGAUUUAUCCUAAGUCCCACGUGAAAAAGGGCCUUUUUCUAAAAAAAAAGAGGAUUAACUGGGCGGGGCUCAUAAGCUACUGUACUUGACAAAUCAAAUCCUCACAAAUCGACAUUUUUGAGCCAACAAAUCUCGUAUUUUUUCUAUUUCCCAAACUAAAAAAAAUCGAAUAAAUUUAUUUUCCAGGUUUCUCAAGCUCAAGUUCAGGCUCAAGCUGAAAUCAUGAGUGAUUCGCAAGGUACCGAGAACAAUGAGGCACCACCAAGUGUUACGCAAGAGUUCUCUUGGCAUCCGCCACUUGUCUGUAAGUAUUCGCUCAUGGGGCCAAACGAGCAAGAUAAGGAAGCCAUAAGUAAUGAUUCAAAUGGUGUUACUGAGGUCGUUGAGAUGAGUGGAGUCGUUCAAGGUUUUGGGUAUAAAGAUUUUCCCGUUUCAAGAGUUAAGCCAAAAAGAGUUGAGGUUAGUGAAGAAAUUUCAUGAAAUUAUUUUUUAUCACAACAUAUAUUUUCCAGACCGCAAGAACCAAUUUUGUUGCGCCAAGAAGAACUGAUCCAGCCAACCGUCGGUUGGUCAAACGCAGAUCGAUCAAUCUCGAAAAAUACUGUAGAAACCUUCAGGUGGGUUCAUAUAAACUUCUGAAUAAGUUUUCCACAGCAUAAACAUACAUUUUCAGAAAACACCCAAAUAA